Daucus carota subsp. sativus is the source of this 2858-nucleotide messenger RNA. RefSeq names its product BTB/POZ domain-containing protein NPY1. Gene Ontology annotation, molecular function: protein binding. The coding region runs from base 734 to 2584 and encodes 616 amino acids. The transcript has 4 exons. The record is from RefSeq and is a predicted model, not a curated record. NCBI's taxonomy places the organism in Eukaryota, Viridiplantae, Streptophyta, Magnoliopsida, Apiales, Apiaceae.
AGAUUUAGAUGAGGGAGAAAGAGACAUGUUGGUAAGAUAAACAAGUAAAAGCAGAGAAAAUAGUUGGGAGGAAUCCUCUCCUCAGCACGCUGUAGCUCUGUUUCCUCAAACUGCUUUUCUCUGCCAAGAUUUCAGAAGGAGAAGAAGGUACAGGGAGACAUUUUUUGCUGUAUAGUCUGCUGCAUCAUCAUUAAAACGAUACACACACAACAUGUUAUGUAUACAUACAUUAUCUCAACUACACACAAACUAGAGCAGUACUUUAGUAGUAAUAUAAACAUCUCGAGAUUCCCACCUCGGCUAUGACCCAGAUCUUCCCGGAUCACAAGGAUUAAAGGCAAAGGCGGCGAGCUAAUUAAUACCCCCUCCUCCCCUUUUUCCCAUCUUUUCUUGCUACAGAAUACACCCCACUCUUUAACCCUUUUUCUUCUCUUCUGGGUUGUUGAGUUUUCAUUCAUUGUCAUCAAUGUGGAUCAUUUAUUCUGCUCUCUUCUCGAGGUCCCCUUCUUCAUCUUUCAGAUUUUGAUUAUACUCUUGCUUGUAUGUUUUUCUGUUGGAUAGUUCUUGUACAAGUAUUGAGAGAGAGAGAGAGAGAGAGAGAGAGAGAGAGAGAGCAUUUUGUCUUUAUUUUUUCUUGCUCCUACAGAGACUUAAGUUCUGGGAAAAGGGUUGUUCUUGGUAAGAAAAAAAUAUUACAACAAGUAUCAUACAGAGGGAUUGCAAUUUGGUUAAAAUGAAGUAUAUGAAGCUGGGCUCUAAACCUGAUGCAUUUUAUGCUCAAGGCAACUGCAGGCACGUCUCGUCUGAUUUGGCAACAGAUGUUACAAUCAUUGUUGGCGAAGUAAAGUUUUACUUGCACAAGUUUCCUCUCAUGUCAAAGAGCAAUCGGUUGCAGAAACUAGUAUCUGGAGCAAUUGACGUUGAUUCAAAUGAAAUUCUGCUACCUGAUUUUCCUGGGGGUCCAAAAAACUUUGAGAUUUGUGCGAAGUUCUGCUAUGGGAUGAUGGUGACUCUCAAUGCAUACAAUGUAGUUGCUGCUCGUUGUGGUGCUGAGUACCUGGAAAUGACUGAAGACGCUGACAGGGGAAACCUUAUUUUUAAAGUUGAGGUAUUCCUAAAUUCCAGUCUUUUCCGCAGCUGGAAAGAUUCUAUUAAUGUUCUGCAAACGACAUCUUCUCUUUUACCAUGGUCUGAAGAGCUGAAGGUGGUUGGGAGAUGUGUGGAUUCUAUUGCGUCUAAGACUUCUGUGGAUCCUUCAAGCAUCAAUUGGUCCUAUACGUAUAACAGAAAAUUAACCCUAUCCAAUGAAAUAGUUGAUGACACCACAAAAGUACAGGAUAGAUCUGCAUCUGUUCCAAAGGAUUGGUGGAUUGAAGAUAUAUGUGAACUGGAUAUUAGUCUCUAUAGGCGUGUUAUGAUUGCUAUUAAAUCAAAGGGAAGGAUGGAUGCAAACAUCAUUGGAGAGGCUUUAAAGACGUACGCUGUUAGAUGGUUGCCAGAUUCAGUGGAGGCUUUGUUGUCUGACGUGCAUCAACAGAGGAAUAAGUCCUUGGUAGAAACAAUAAUAUGUUUAUUGCCUUCAGACAAGGGUAUUGGUUGUUCCUGUAGUUUUCUGUUGAAAUUAUUGAAAGUUGCUAUUCUGAUUGGAGCAGAAGAUUUAUCAAGGGAAGAUCUAAUAGAGAGGAUCAGUUUGAAGCUGGAUGAAGCUACUGCUAGUGAUCUUUUGAUCCCGGCACAGUCCACACAAGAUACUAAAUAUGAUGUUGACCUUGUGCAGUGCCUUGUUCACAGAUUUAUGAUGAAUGAAAACAUUGGACAAGACUCUAAUAUAGUCUUGAAGAAUGAGAAGAACACAGAUGAUUUUGUGCUGGGGCAUGGACCCUUGCUGAAUGUUGGCAAACUGAUAGAUAGGUAUCUUGCUGAAAUUGCCACUGAUCCAAAGCUUGCUCUUUCCUGUUUUAUAGACUUGUCACAGUCCAUCCCAGAGGCAGCCAGACCAAUUCAUGAUGGAUUGUAUUGGGCUAUUGACAUCUAUCUCAAGGAACACCCAAUCUUGACAAAAGCUGAAAGGAAGAAAUUAUGUAGUAUGAUGGAUGUGAAGAAAUUUACUGCAAAUGCAUCUAUGCAUGCAGCACAGAAUGAAAGACUUCCACUCCGUGUUGUGGUACAGGUCCUGUUUUUCGAGCAGGUACGGACAGCUGCUAUAGUCCAAAAUACUAACAGCAGUGGCAGUCUGGAAGUGUCACGCUCCACAACCAACACUGAUGAAGAUCUGGAGAAAUCUGAGCCACAGCCCAUGACCCUCCAGAAACAAAUGAGUCAGCUCAGAACCACCAACAAAGAUUUUCAGAAAAAUGGCAAGUUGAUCAAGGAAGGUAGCAAACACAAGAGUGCCAUCCAGUUGCUUCCAUCCCGAUCACGGAGGAUAUUUGAUAAGUUGUGGGUUGUCGGUAAAGGGAACGGCAUGGGUGAAGCUAAGAGCUCCGAGACAUCUGGUAGUUCACAGAGUCCAAGUUCGAUGAUCCGAGGAGAAGUCAAGGAGUCUCCAUCAACUGCUAGAGAUAGAAGGCAUUCAAUAUCCUAAGGUAUAGUAUUCAGGGUAAUAUUUUGAAUUAAGCAGUAUAAGAAGGCUGAGAUAUGCAAAGUGUAAAAAGUGGUAGGAUCUGAUUCAAGAACUGGAGUAGACUCUUAGUAGUUUUAGUUCCACUGCGGGGGGAAAUUUGUAAUCACUUUCUACUUCCCAAAUACUCUUUUAACUUAACUGUAGAACCAUGAUCAGUGCCAUUGUUUCAUUCAGUCCUUGCUAUUAUAUUGCAUGCGACUCAUUAAUUUAUUUAAUUUAGCCUUUUGCUUGUUCA